This is a messenger RNA of Oldenlandia corymbosa var. corymbosa, 333 nucleotides long. NCBI's taxonomy places the organism in Eukaryota, Viridiplantae, Streptophyta, Magnoliopsida, Gentianales, Rubiaceae. The record is from the annotation of a GenBank genome assembly.
AUGCCGGAAGUGCUAAUUCUGUGUUCUCCAAAAGUCAUUGAGGGCUCAACCUCAGGAUUAGCGACAAUGGAAAAGAUUGCCAUUCCAGUAGACGUCUCAGUCAGUCCUCCACUUCCCAUAAUCACACAACAUAUAGAACUUGAAGCCGCUGCUGAAACGGAGAAAUCCCCGCCUACUCAGCGUGUUUCUGAUCCUCUUCAGUGCGACUCUCUAAUUGUUGAUGCUGAUAAUCACUCGCCGACGACUGAUGUUAGCAGUGAUGGUGCAUAUUCAUCACCUGAGGUAGAAAUCCGGCGUGAAUGGUCCAGCCUUCCAUGCCAUCAGACCUCGUAA